AUGCAAAAUUUGUUGUUGAUAAUUGCUUCAUUUCUGUUAUGUAGUAUUUCUAAGGUGCAGAAUGACUCUGGCAUAGAGGAUAAAGAAAUUUCCGAGAAACAAUCAGAUAUCGAUUUGGAUGCAGCUAUAAAGAGGUUUUCCAAAGCCAUCACUUUCGAAACGGUGUCGAUAAAACCGGGAGAAGCGAAUGUGCCUGAAUUGCUCAAAUUUAGAAAAUAUUUGGAAUCAGCGUAUCCAUUGAUGCACUCGACACCUUGGAUAGAGAGACAGAUAGUGGGUAACCUGAGCUUAGUAUACACCAUAAUGCCAUUAAUAGAGGAUGAUGAUAAAUUUACCAACAAACCAUGGAUAUUACAAGCCCACCUGGAUGUCGUUCUUCCCACUGACCCUCAUAAAUGGGAUGCCAAUCCGUUUGGUGGACAAAUUAUAUACAAGCCCAAAAAUCUUCACAAGAUACUUUAUGACCCUAAGACUAACAAGAGUUCCAAGAAAUUUUCGGUAGAUGAUAUAGAUAAUAAGGAUUAUUAUUUAUACGGGAGGGGAACCAUUGAUUCGAAACACAUCAUAAUGUCAAUUAUGGAGGCUAUCGAACAUAUGAUACGCCAAGGGCUGAGACCUAACACCAAAAAGCUAAUCUUGAGCUUUGGACAUGACGAGGAAGUUGGAGGAAUGAAUGGAGCUAGAAAAAUAGUCUCACUACUAGGGAACACAUAUUCAUUCCCACCAAAAGGAGGAAAACCUAUAGACUUUUUACUUGACGAAGGACUUACCGUUGUAAAAGAUGUACUUCCUCGGAAUACAAAAUUAGCUCCCGUGUGCGUGUCAGAAAAGUAUGUAAUGAAUGUCAAUAUAAGCGUGGAAUCAAUAGGAGGCCACUCCAGCCUUUCCGGGAAAGAAAACGCCAUAUCGAUAUUAUCGGGUGCUGUGACUAAAAUUCAAACGAAAGAAUUCCCGUCUUUUCUUGACGCAUAG
Messenger RNA from Gordionus sp. m RMFG-2023, 972 nucleotides. RefSeq names its product probable carboxypeptidase S-like 2. Gene Ontology annotation, molecular function: hydrolase activity, acting on carbon-nitrogen (but not peptide) bonds, in linear amides. Gene Ontology annotation, biological process: amino acid metabolic process. The coding region runs from base 1 to 972 and encodes 323 amino acids. The record is from RefSeq and is a predicted model, not a curated record. The transcript has 7 exons. Lineage: Eukaryota; Metazoa; Nematomorpha; Gordioida; Chordodea; Parachordodidae.